This is a messenger RNA of Drosophila melanogaster (fruit fly), 1697 nucleotides long. It is a transcript of the gene sala, whose product is annotated as spalt-adjacent. The transcript has 4 exons. The record is from RefSeq and is marked reviewed. NCBI's taxonomy places the organism in Eukaryota, Metazoa, Arthropoda, Insecta, Diptera, Drosophilidae. The coding region runs from base 1028 to 1456 and encodes 142 amino acids. Gene Ontology annotation, cellular component: extracellular region.
GUAAAUAACAUUUAAGCAGCUGAUCCAAUUCUUGUGUUCAAAACAACAAAAUUCAAAGCAAUUAAUUGUGCGCUGGUUUUUCUUUUUGCCUUUACUUGUAUUAGGAAUUAUUCUUUAAAAUAUUUAUUGAUAGAGAAAAAAAUAUCCAGACUUAUAUAUAUCAAUGAAUUCGGCCACUGCGUCAACAAAUCGAAUUCUAACUUGUUUUAGCUAUUAAAAGCAACAAAUAAAUGACGUAUUAAUAAGUACGCUAAAAUAAACCAGUUGCAAAACAAACAUUUAUUUACUGUAUAUUGUUUCCAUUAAGAUAGAAAUAGGAAAAAAUAUCGUUGCUCUAAAUUCAUCUGAGACUCGAUCAGAUGGGCUGUCGGCGAUUUUCUGGAGGAGGACAUCACCCACACGGAGGUCCACCUCCCCCUCGUCACCAUCAUCACCAUCGUGGCAGACAUGGUGCUGGUGGACGCUGUGGACACGGACACCAGCACCAGCCUUUUCCACCACCGCCUCAUCGCCCCCAUCGACAUGGAAGUCACUUUUGGGAGGGAUACGGUCCACCUCCACCACCGCCCCAUUAUCCACCACCAGGGGGAUAUCUGUAUGGUGGCCACCAUUGGCAGGGAUAUCCUCCUCCGCCACCUCCGCCUCCUUCUUCACACCACCCCCCACCAUCUGGAUCUCCAGCAGGAGGGUGUCCGCAUUGCGGUUGCCCAGGAGGCGGUCCACCUCAAAGUGGAUUUCCUGGUACCGAAAGACCUCACAACGAAACCUCAAACGACGAUCAGCAUGGCAGCUUCCAAUCUCCAAUUCCCGGUGGCGAAGUUCCUACUGAUGAAAUACCUGGAAAAAAUAAAUACGAAAUCAUUGAUAUUUAGACAACAGUAGAAAAUGUUUCAAAAAAGGUAGAGACUCAAACUUAAGUCCCUCAGCCAGGUAGAAUACCUUUCAGCUACCUACUUGAUAUUACCAAAUCGUGGUAUAAAAAUCAAAAAAAUAUUAGAGCCGCCUCAGUACCGAAACUUCAGCCACGAUGAAACUACUGAUUGCUCUGUUUGCACUGGUGACCGCUGUGAACGCUCAGAAUGGAUUCGGCCAAGUUGGACAAGGAGGAUAUGGAGGGCAAGGAGGAUUUGGAGGAUUCGGAGGAAUCGGCGGGCAAGCAGGUUUUGGUGGACAAAUAGGAUUCACUGGACAGGGUGGAGUUGGUGGCCAGGUGGGAAUUGGUCAAGGCGGAGUCCACCCGGGUCAAGGAGGAUUCGCUGGACAAGGUUCUCCAAACCAAUAUCAGCCUGGUUACGGAAGUCCUGUGGGAUCUGGCCAUUUCCAUGGAACUAAUCCAGUUGAGUCCGGUCAUUUUCACGAAAAUCCUCAUGAAUAUCCGGAACAUCAUGGCGAUCAUCACCGUGAACAUCAUGAGCACCAUGGACACCACGAACAUCAUGGACAUCAUAGACAUUAGUACAAAUAUGAGAAUACCCAUGACAAAAUUAAAGGAAUGUAAUGCUAUAGUUCUCUACCGUAAAUUCUUAAGAAACACUUGCUUGUUUCUGAAGUCUCUAUUGUAUCUAAUGUCCAGAAUUGAUUUGUAAAAGUGAUUCUUUAUCUAAAACCCCCUUGAGAUCCACUAUACAACGUGCCUUCUUGAAUUUCAGUAUCUAAAAUGAAAAAAAAAACGGAGUCUCAAUAAAAAAGUAAAUAAG